This is a messenger RNA of Leucoraja erinaceus (little skate), 5165 nucleotides long. RefSeq names its product torsin-4A-like. Gene Ontology annotation, molecular function: ATP binding; ATP hydrolysis activity. Gene Ontology annotation, cellular component: nuclear envelope; endoplasmic reticulum lumen. The record is from RefSeq and is a predicted model, not a curated record. Bases 1437 to 2570 code for a protein of 377 amino acids. The transcript is spliced from 2 exons. NCBI's taxonomy places the organism in Eukaryota, Metazoa, Chordata, Chondrichthyes, Rajiformes, Rajidae.
CCCUUCCUUCAACACUGAUCGCCACUGGAGGUCGAGUGUCUUGCUGAUAAAAUUGCCGUUAUAUUAAUUUGAUGACCGUUUGUUUGUAAAACUGUCAACAUCGGCCAUCUUUGAUUGCGCUAAUUUGUACGUACGUUUUUAUUUUUUUGAAUAAAAGCAUUUGUAUAAUAAUUUUUUUUAAAACAGCUCCUCUCUCGAUGCCUCGACCGCACACACACACACACACACACUGCAGGAUAUCUCCAGCCAGGGGUGGAUUAGCCAUUAAGCAGACUAAGCACGUGCUUAGGGCACCAGGGCCAAAGGGGGCACCACAAAGUUGGGAAAAGGGUGAAAAGAAAAAAAAACGAAUGAAGAUUUGUAAAAAAUUCCGUAUCUCCACUUUUUAUGUAAUUGUUGAAAAGUUAGAAACGGAAAUGAGGAGACGAAAGGUGUCACUGAAAUAGCAGACAGAUUCUCUUGUCUGGCAGAUGUUCCUAAUGCCACCCAACAAGGUGCUAAUUCCCAAUUAUCAGAAAGUGAAAGGUACUCAAAGACUUGUCAGACACUCAUUGAUGUUUAUCCAGAUGACAUGAACAACACUUUGUCUACAGAGCUUCAGCAGUUCCAUUCAUAUGUUCUUCAUAAGUUUAAAACAACCAAGAAAACAUCUUUCACUCACAUGGAACUUUACAACACAAUUACAGAAGACAAACUAGAGAGUGCCUUUCCAAAUGUUGAAAUUGCCUUAAGAAUAUUUUUAACAUUAAUGGUCACCAACUGCACAACAGAGAGGUCUUUCUCACAACUGAAACGUAUAAAAAACCCAAAUAGAUCAGUUAUGCUUCAAGAAAGACUCGACUCACUGUGUAUAUUAACAAUUCAAGCAGACGUUCUGAGAAGUAUUAAUUUCGAGGAUGUUAUCAGUGAUUUUGCGAAAAUGAAAUGUAGAAAAAUGCCUUUCAGGUCAUGAAUAUUGGAACUUUGAUACAUUUAACUUGUGAAAUAUUAAAAUAGAUGUUGUAUUGCAUUUUUGUAGAACUUUAUGUAGCCCAAGCUUGGCUUAGUUUGUACAGUGUAUUGUGUUAUCAUAUGAAUACAUUUUUGUACUGCUGCAACCUGCAUUGUAUAUCUGGUCAGAUAGGUCAACGACUAAAAUGGACUGGGUCAGUGUGGAAAGGAGGGGGGCACCAAGAUUGGUCAGUGCUUAGGGCACCAGUGAGCCUUAAUCCGCCCCUGUCUCCAGCAGUUGGCUUCUUCCACUGAGGAGCUGGAAUGAGCCUGGGGCCAGGGUGGGGACACAUUCUGUCGACUGUCAAAGGAUGAUCACCUGACCGCAAACCAGGAAUGCUCUCUCCAGAUUUUAGCGGAUCAGAGGACAGAACAACAGGAAGAAGGCGGGAGGAAAAUGGAGUAGGGAGUGUUGGAAUAAUUUUCACAAUACGAGACGGAGCAAGAUGGAGGCGGAGCGGAGGCUACGCCCGUGGGGCGCGGCGUCGAGAUUGCGCCUGGUGGUGCGCCCGGGGCGCGGCAGACGCCCGUCCAAGGUGGCUCCCCUCCAGCGUCCCGCCAAGAAGAAGCCUGCGGGUGGCAAGAGGCGGAGGCGGGGCCGCGUGGGGUGGCACGUGUCGGACACAACGCUCGUGUGCGCCCUCUACCUCCUCUGCGGGGUGGUGGCCUUCCAAGUGUACCAGGACGAGAGCGUGGAGCAGAACCUCCUGACCUACGACAUCGCCCACCUCGAGAAGACCCUUCACCAGGAGCUGGUGGGACAGACUUUGGCCAUCAACAGGUUGACCAAGCUACUGAGACGUUAUUUGGCCAUGUACGUCCACUCCAAGCCCCUGGUCCUUUCCGUCAAUGGUCCCACGGGGGUAGGCAAGACCUACAUGGGAAGGCUGAUCGCCAAGCACUUCAGGUCCGCCCUAGAUCCUCAACUGGUCCUCCAGUGCUCACUCAAGCACCAAUCCUUGUUGGAUCUCAGCACCCUGGUGUCAGAUACUCUCUCCCAGGCUCAGCUGUCCCACCAGAUCCCGGUGGUCCUCCUAGACCAUGUCGAACAUGCCUCGCCCGAGAUCCUGGACUUGUUGGGGAGCCUGUUGGCUUCCACUGACCCCACCGGAGCCGUCUACAUCCUCCUUAGCAACGUUGGCCGGGAGGUCAUCUCCCGCUCCACCCUCCGCCCCUCGGUGCACAGAGAGACCACCCGGGCACGGAGGGUCAGCGAGAAGCUGGCACGACUGACCGCCAGGCGGCACCCGGUCUGGAGGGAGGUGGACUUCAUCCCCCUCUUCCCCUUGGACCGGCCACACGUGGCGCAGUGCGCCCGGCUGCUGAUGGAUCGCAGGGGCUUCUACCCUCGGGACCCCCGGGCAGAGACCAUGGCGGACGGCCUGAGCUACUACAAGGCCAGGCAUCGCCUCUACGCCCAGCAGGGCUGCAAGCCAAUCCCAUCACUGGUCAGGCAGCUGAAGGGGAGCAGGGAUCAGCUGGGGCAUGAUGCAGCCAGGAACACCAUGGAGAUGGCCAGGACAUCCUGGGAUGCUGCCCCAGCCCAUCAUUGGUCAGGCACCCCACAAGGGGAACAAUAAUCACCUUAGAGAAGAUGUUCGUAGGUUCCUAGGGUAGAAUUAGGCCAUUCGGCCCAUCGACUCUACUCCGUCAUUCAAUCAUGGCUGAUCUCAUGACCAGUCCAGGACAAGGGGUCACACAGUUUAAGGAUAAGGGGGAAAUCCUCAAUGAGAUCCCCUCUCAUCCUUCUAAAUUCCAGAGUGGACAAGCCCAGCCGCUCCAUUCUGAAAAGGGGUUGGACAGGCUAGAUACAGGAAGAUUGUUCCCGAUGUUGGGGAAGUCCAGAACAAGGGGUCACAGUUUAAGGAUAAGGGGGAAAUCCUUUAGGACCGAGAUGAGAAAAAAAAUUUUCACACAGAGAGUGGUGAAUCUGUGGAAUUCUCUGCCACAGAAGGUAGUUGAGGCCGGUUCAUUGGCUAUAUUUAAGAGGGAGUUAGAUGUGGCCCUUGUGGCUAAAGGGAUCAGGGGGUAUGGAUAGAAGGCAGGUACAGGAUACUGAGUUGGAUGAUCAGCCAUGAUCAUAUUGAAUGGCGGUGCAGGCUCGAAGGGCCGAAUGGCCUCUACUCCUGCACCUAUAUUCUAUGUUUCUAUGUUUCUAUGUCAGAGUACAAGGAGAAUGAGGAAUAUUUCCCGUGUUUCCACCGACUCUUACGAUCUUCUACAAAGGGCGAUCACGGUGGCGCAGCGGUAGAGUUGCUGCCUUACAGCGAAUGCAGCGCUGGAGACCCGGGUUCCAUCCAGACUACGGGCGCUGUCUGUACGGAGUUUGCACGUUCUCCCCGUGACCUGAGUGGGUUUUCUCCGAGAUCUUUUCGGUUUCCUCCCACACUCCAAAGACGUGCAGGUUUGCAGGUUAAUUUGCCUGGCAUAAAUGUAAAUAGUCCCCAGGGUGCUUGUAAGAUACUGUUAAUGUGCGGGGAUCGCUGGUCAGUGCGGACUCGGUGGGCCGAAGGGCCUGUUUCCGCGCUGUAAUCUCUAAACUGAACUAAACCAAACUCUUCCCUUCCCUCUCGUACCACCCCCUCCCCGGGCACUUUCCCUUGCAACCGCAAGAGAUGCAACACUUGUCCCUUUACCUCCCCCCUCGACUCCGUUCAAGGACCCAAGCAAUCGUUCCAGGUGCGACAGAGGUUUACCUGCAUCUCUUCCAACCUCAUCUAUUGCGUCCGCUGCUCUAGACGUCAGCAGAUCUAUAUCGGUGAGACCAAGCGGAGGUUGGGCGAUCGUUUCGCCGAACACCUCCGCUCGGUCCGCAAUAACCAAGCUGACCUCCCGGUGGUUCAGCACUUCAACUCCCCCUCCCACUCCGUCUCCGACCUCUCUGUCCUGGGUCUCCUCCAUGGCCACAGCGAGCAGCUCCGGAAAUUGGAGGAACAGCACCUCAUAUUCCGUUUGGGGAGUCUGCAUCCUGGGGGCAUGAACAUCGAAUUCUCCCAAUUUUGUUAGUCCUUGCUGUCUCCUCCCCUUCCUCAGUCCCCCUGCUGUCUCCUCCCACCCCCCAGCCUUCGGGCUCCUCCUCCUUUUUCCUUUCUUGUCCACGCCCACCCCCGCCCCCGAUCAGUCUGAAGAAGGGGUUUGGCCCGAAACGUUGCCUAUUUCCUUCGCUCCAUAGAUGCUGCUGCACCCGCUGAGUUUCUCCAGCUUUUUUGUGUACCUUAAAUAUAUUGUACUGUCAGCUUGUAUCUCAGCUUGCUUUCUGGAACAGCUCUGCCCCAGUCCGCAUUUAGUUUAGUAUUUAGUAUAGAGAUACAACGCAGAAACAGGCCCUUCGGCCCACCGAGUCCGUGCCGACCAGCGAUCCCCGCACAUUAACACUAUGUCGAAACCCUACUGCUGCACCCAUCCUAAGGACACCUUGUCUUGUAUGUAGGGCAUCCAUAUGUGUGGUGACUCUACUUCAUUGUUCAACUUCUGUCAAGGAGAGGCUAUACUUCACCCUCGUUAGACCUCAUUUGGAACUCAGUUGCAGCAUGGGACCCAUAAACAAAUAAAAACAUGUCUUCCAUCGAACGUGUCCAAAGACAGGCAGCUCGAGAGAGAAGCGAGUGUCACCAAACUUCUGAAUUCUCUGGGGUGGAAGGAACCUUCUCCAAGACAGACACACGUGAAGCUCACCGUUUGACCUGUUUUUACAAAAUGUUAAAUGGUUAGCUCGACAUAGACUACAAGACCUACACCAAACCCAAACCAAUUAGGAGCAGACGAGGGCAUUCGAUCCAAUUUGUGAUCCCAGCUACAAAGACAGAUGUGUACAGCAAUUUGUUCUUCCCCCGCACAAUUAAAGCAUGGAAUAAUCUCCACCCAACUAUAGUUACCCAACCAGAUGCAACUACAUUUAAAGUAGCUCUUUCUUCCCAAUAACCCUUUCUGGCUUAAGCCCUCCCUUCACCACCUCCAGUUUAAAUUCCAUUUGGAAUAUUUUGGAGGACCAGGAAACCAAGAACCAAGAGCCAAGACCUUCCCUCAAUAGUGGUAAACGUUGAUUCUGCUUCAUGGGGAUGUUUAUGGUAGAUUCUAUUGUGCAUUGUGUACUUUUUUUAUUUGCAUGGCUGUAUGGAGACUUAAAUUUCACUGUCCCAAUUGGUGCAAGCGACAAUAAAAGUGAACUUGAACUC